GAGCUCAUCAAAACCAUGAACGCAGGUGGAGUCAAGCUCUACGAUGCUAACCCAGAAAUCCUAAGACUUCUCAAGGGCACAAACUUGAAAGUCUCGAUCAUGGUUCCAAACCAUGAAAUCUCCAUUUUAGCUUCGAACCAGAGAAGAGCUGACGAGUGGGUCCAAAACAAUGUUCUUCCUUACUACCCACAAACUAUGAUUCGAUUCUUACUAGUUGGAAACGAAGUCCUCAGCUACUCUUCUGACCAAGAUCGACUAUUGUGGUUCGAUUUGGUGCCCGCCAUGAACAACAUCAGAAGCUCUCUUAGAGCUGUGAAUAUUAGAAACAUCAAAGUUGGAACUCCUCUUGCCAUGGACGCUCUCCAAUCGACUUUUCCCCCAUCGAACGCGAUUUUCAGGCCGGAUGUUUCUGAGUCUGUAAUCUUACCCAUGCUUCAAUUCCUCAACAGAACCAGAUCCUUCUUCUUCAUCGACGUUUACCCUUACUUCCCCUGGUCCGCCAACCCAACUAGCAUCAACCUCGAUUUCGCGUUACUCCAAGGAAACCCCAAUUCGCACUACUCCGAUCCCGGAACCGGGUUGAUCUACACCAACCUGCUCGACCAAAUGCUCGAUUCCUUGCACUUCGCCAUGGUGAAGCUAGGGUUUUCGAAAAUCCCUCUUUUGAUUUCGGAAACAGGCUGGCCAACCGCCAGCGACGUCGAACAGCCAGGAGCGAACGUCUUCAACGCCGCAACCUACAAUCGGAACUUGAUUCAAAGAUUGACCGCCAAACCCCCGAUCGGAACACCAGCACGUCCCGGGAUCGCGAUUCCAACGUUCUUGUUCGCUCUAUUCGACGAGAACCAGAAGACCGGGCCGGGAAUCGAGCGACACUGGGGUUUGCUCCGCCCCGACGGGACCCCAAUCUACGAGAUCGAUCUCGCCGGAAUCCAUCCGGCGCAGGGGUACAAGCCAUUGGCGGCGCCUGAUAACAACGGCAGAUACAAAGGGAAGGUGUGGUGCGUGGCGGCGAAGGAGGCGACCACGGCGGAGCUUCGGUCGGCGAUGGAGUUCGCGUGCGGAGCGGGGAACGGCACGUGCGAGGCGAUCGAACCGGGGCGGGAGUGUUACGAAUCGAUAUCGGUGAGUCAGCUGGCGAGUUACGCGUUCAGCUCGUACUGGGCUGAGUUUCGAAGUGCGGGAGCGAGUUGCCACUUCAAUGGAGUCGCUCGGCAGACCGUCAGAGAUCCCAGUAAGUAA
Molecule: messenger RNA, 1242 nt
Organism: Humulus lupulus (European hop)
Lineage: Eukaryota; Viridiplantae; Streptophyta; Magnoliopsida; Rosales; Cannabaceae
Product: probable glucan endo-1,3-beta-glucosidase A6
Exons: 1
Coding region: 16-1242 (408 amino acids)
Biological process (GO): carbohydrate metabolic process
Cellular component (GO): plasma membrane
Molecular function (GO): hydrolase activity, hydrolyzing O-glycosyl compounds
Source: RefSeq, a predicted model, not a curated record